This is a messenger RNA of Rhopalosiphum maidis (corn leaf aphid), 2812 nucleotides long. Its product is annotated as cationic amino acid transporter 2-like. The transcript is spliced from 13 exons. Bases 307 to 2127 code for a protein of 606 amino acids. Gene Ontology annotation, molecular function: amino acid transmembrane transporter activity. Lineage: Eukaryota; Metazoa; Arthropoda; Insecta; Hemiptera; Aphididae. Gene Ontology annotation, cellular component: plasma membrane. The record is from RefSeq and is a predicted model, not a curated record. Gene Ontology annotation, biological process: amino acid transport; transmembrane transport.
GCACCGCCGCCGCCGUUUCAGUCGUCGUUGUCGUCGUCGUCGUCGUCGUCGCUGUCGUCGCCGUCCAUCACGAUCUGCAGUGAUCGCGGUACGCCGUAUUCAGACACGCGCCAGUCGCCGCACACACGCGUACGCACGCACACACACAAUCGGCCGAGCACGUGUGCGCACGUCCGACGCGAUCACAAGAAGGCACAAACGGACGACUCAACGCAUAUCGGUUAAACAAGAAAUCAUAAUUGAUUAUUUUUAAUUUGAUUCUAUACGGUUCAAAUUAUUUUAUUUGUUUAACAGUACAACUUUGAGAUGGCUGAAUUUCGAAAUUUUAAGAAUGAUCAAUCGCUUCUAAAGACGAUGUUAAGAAGGAAAAAGGAAUCCGAUUUGAGUACUGAGCCAACGAAAAAUCAACUUAGCCGUGUAUUAGGACUAGUAGACUUGAUUUCUCUUGGCGUUGGUUCAACUCUUGGACUUGGCGCUUAUGUACUAGCUGGAGAAGUUGCAUUUAAAUUUACUGGGCCCGCUGUAGUUUUAUCAUUUGCUUUUGCAGCUGUAGCAUCGGCACUGUCAGGAUUAUGCUAUGCCGAGUUUGCUAGUCGUGUACCAAAAGCCGGGUCGGCAUAUGCGUUCAGCUAUGUUGGUAUAGGUGAAAUAGUGGCAUUUCUCAUAGGAUGGGAUUUAAUAUUAGAAUACAGUAUCGGAUGUGCCAGCAUUGCAAGAGCUUUAAGUGGGCAUAUUGAUAAACCACUUGGUUAUCCCAUGAGAAAUUAUUUUCAACAAACGUUUCCAAUGGAUAUCGAUUUUUUGGCUCCAUAUCCAGAUCUCUUUUCAUUCGCAUCUAUACUAAUGUUAACUUUGUUGAUAGCAUGGGGAAUGCGAGAAUCAUCUUUACUUAACAAGAUAUUUACCAUUGUCAAUCUGCUUACCGUUUCCACAGUCGUCAUAACUGGCCUGUUCAAAAUUGAUUUUUACAAUUGGAAUAUACCAAAAGAGAAAAUACCAUUGGAUGCGAAAGGUGGAGAAGGCGGAUUUUUACCAUUUGGAUGGUCCGGAGUAUUUGUGGGAGCAGCGACAUGUUUUUAUGGAUUUGUCGGAUUCGAUGCCAUAGCCACUACUGGCGAAGAAGCCAAACGACCUACAAGAGACAUACCUUUGGCAAUAGUUAUAUCGUUAUCCAUCAUCACGUUAUCGUAUUGCAGCGUAGCUAUCAUAUUGACACUUAUGUGGCCAUACUAUUACCAGGAUCCGGAAGCUCCCUUCCCACACAUAUACCAACAGAUGGAAUGGCAUGCACUUGAAUGGAUUGUUACAAUCGGAGCAGUGUUUGCUUUAUGCACAAACAUGAUCGGUACACUGUUUCCCUUACCCAGAAUAUUGUACUCCAUGGCUUCCGACGGGUUAUUGUUUCACAUUUUUUCUAAAGUUGAUUCCAAAACAAAAACUCCAUUUUGGGGUACAUUCAUAUGUGGAGCUUUUGCUGCGAUUUUGUCUAGCCUUUUUGACCUGCAACAAUUAAUGAACAUGAUGUCCAUCGGUACGUUAAUGGCAUACUCUCUCGUGUGUAUAUGUGUUCUAAUUUUGCGUUAUACAAACGAUGAUUCCGAAGAGUGUAAAAUAAGAGACAACGGUAGAUUUCGAGUAUCUCUCAUGAGACUAUUAUCAUCCAGUUUCAAUCUCCCAAAGUCACAGAUUACAACAAAAAACACUGGCCGAACCUCGAUCAUUAUAAUAAUGGUUUAUCUUGUCGUGUCCAUAUGCUUCUGUUCGUCCGUCUCAAUUGUUCAAAACGAAGGAAAGUUCAACGCAGUCACGUAUACGGCAUGCAUUUUUUUCGGAGUGUGUUUGUUGGUGCUAUGCUAUUCGUUAUCGAGACAACCACAGUCUACAAAUCGGCCUACAUUCCACGUACCUUGCGUUCCUUUCGUGCCGUGCCUGAGCGUUGUCCUCAACAUCUACCUCAUGACGCAACUGGACACGUCCACCUGGAUACGAUUCACUGUUUGGCUGUUCAUCGGCGUGUUGAUUUACCUGUUCUACGGACUCCGGUACAGCGUGGAACGGUUGAACCAGCGUCGGAUCGUCGAUGAAACGUAUAUGAAACAGAUACGUUAUGAAAUCCAAGUCUAUUAGCGCGGGGGCGACGGUGGGGUGGGAGGGAGGAGGAUGAGGUGAACGUGUAAGAGACAUCGUGUGUGGGUGCGUAUUUGAGGGAGAGAGAUAGACAAAGAUAGAAUGUGAGAGUGAAUGUGUAGUGUGUGCAUAGUGCGUUUACAUGUGUGUGUGUGUAUGUGUGCGAGAGUCGGGUUUAAAAAUAGAGAUAACGGACCUAGAGUCUACAACGAUUCCGUUAUUCGCUAUAACCCGCCCACGAUACGUACACAUCACCAUCUUAUGCAUUUGUACAAAAAUAAUAAUAAUAAUAAUAAUAAUAAAAAAAUAUGACUUUAUACCACUAUACCUUCAAAAUAAUAUAACAAUAAUAAUAUUAUAUAAUCUAUACAAAACGAUCCGAGGACAAUUAUUUCAAAAUUUUACACAAUAUCAAUACAAGCGCCGUCGUCAUAGUCAUCGUCAUCGGCGGUAGUGAAUCUCCGAAAUUAUUAUUAAUAUAUUAUUUGUGUGUUUGUUUGUUUAUUUGUUUGUUUUUUUUUAUCAUGACAGUUAUAUUUUUACAGAAACAACGUUAAAUAAUUUUUAUAAAAUACGCGUCUUAAAUGUGUCGUUUCGUAUUUUUUUUAAAUGUCUCAUGUCAAAAUACACCUGUGACUCCAUUUUGUUUAAACGAUUAUUUAUCCUAUUUUUUUUUUUUUUUUAU